Knipowitschia caucasica is the source of this 1719-nucleotide messenger RNA. Lineage: Eukaryota; Metazoa; Chordata; Actinopteri; Gobiiformes; Gobiidae. The record is from the annotation of a GenBank genome assembly.
AUGCAGUCGUUCAUCGGCCUCAGAUCGGUGUGUGUUAACGGCCGCAGUGUGGUGCUUCAGUCCAGGGUCGACCCGGAGCCUCCGGAGGAACCAGAGAGAACCCCCCAGCGCAGAGGCCUGAAGGAGGCUAGGAAGGAGGCAAGGAAGGAAACUAGGAAGGAGGCUAGGAAGGAGUCUAGGAAGGAGUCUAGGAAGGAGUCUAGGAAGGAGUCUAGGAAGGAGGCUAGGAAGGAGGCUAGGAAGGAGGCUAGGAAGGAGGCUAGGAAGGAGGCUAGGAAGGAGGCUAGGAAGGAGGCUAGGAAGGAGGCUAGGAAGGAGGCAAGGAAGGAGGCAAGGAAGGAGGCAAGGAAGGAAACUAGGAAGGAGGCUAGGGGGGAGGCUAGGAAGGAGGCAAGGGAGGCAAGGAAGGAGGCUAGGAAGGAGGCAAGGAAGGAGGCAAGGAAGGAAACUAGGAAGGAGGCUAGGGGGGAGGCUAGGAAGGAGGCAAGGGAGGCAAGGAAGGAGGCUAGGGAGGAGGCAGGAAAGGAGGCAAGGAAGGAGGCAAGGAAGGAGGCUAAGAAGGAGGCUAAGAAGGAGGCUAAGAAGGAGGCUAAGAAGGAGGCUAAGAAGGAGGCUAAGAAGGAGGCUAAGAAGGAGGCUAAGAAGGAGGCUAAGAAGGAGGCUAAGAAGGAGGCUAAGAAGGAGGCUAAGAAGGAGGCUAAGAAGGAGGCUAAGAAGGAGGCUAAGAAGGAGGCUAAGAAGGAGACUAGGAAGGAGGCUAAGAAGGAGACUAGGAAGGAGGCUAGGAAGGAGGCUAGGAAGGAGGCAAGGAAGGAGGCUAGGGAGAGGCCAGGGAGGAGGCUAGGAAGGAGGCUAGGAAGGAGGCUAGGAAGGACUAGGAAGGAGGCUAGGAAGGAGGCAUGGAAGGAGGCUAAGAAGGAGGCUAAGAAGGAGGCGAGGAAGGAGGCUAAGAAGGAGACUAAGAAGGGGACUAAGAAGGAGACUAAGAAGGAGACUAAGAAGGAGACUAGGAAGGAGGCUAGGAAGGGGACUAAGAAGCAGACUAAGAAGCAGACUAAGAAGCAGACUAAGAAGGAGACUAAGAAGGAGACUAAGAAGGAGACUAAGAAGGAGACUAAGAAGGAGACUAAGAAGGAGACUAAGAAGGAGACUAAGAAGGAGGCAUGGAAGGAGGCUAGGAAGGAGGCUAGGAAGGAGGCUAGGAAGGAGGCUAGGAAGGAGGCUAGGAAGGAGGCUAAGAAGGAGGCUAAGAAGGAGGCUAAGAAGGAGGCUAAGAAGGAGGCUAAGAAGGAGGCUAAGAAGGAGGCUAAGAAGGAGACUAAGAAGGAGACUAAGAAGGAGACUAAGAAGGAGACUAAGAAGGAGGCUAAGAAGGGGGCUAAGAAGGGGGCUAAGAAGGGGGCUAAGAAGGAGGCUAAGAAGGAGGCUAAGAAGGAGGCUAAGAAGGAGGCUAAGAAGGAGGCUAAGAAGGAGGCUAAGAAGGAGACUAAGAAGGAGACUAAGAAGGAGACUAAGAAGGAGACUAAGAAGGAGACUAAGAAGGAGACUAAGAAGGAGACUAAGAAGGAGACUAAGAAGGAGGCUAGGAAGGAGGCUAGGAAGGAGGCUAGGAAGGAGGCUAGGAAGGAGGCUAGGAAGGAGGCAUGGAAGGAGACUAAGAAGGAGGCAUGGAAGGAGGCUAGGAAGGAGACUAGGAAGGAGACUAAGAAGGAGGCAUGA